Messenger RNA from Phodopus roborovskii (desert hamster), 1224 nucleotides. Its product is annotated as POTE ankyrin domain family member A-like. The coding region runs from base 1 to 1224 and encodes 407 amino acids. The record is from RefSeq and is a predicted model, not a curated record. Gene Ontology annotation, molecular function: protein binding. The transcript is spliced from 9 exons. Lineage: Eukaryota; Metazoa; Chordata; Mammalia; Rodentia; Cricetidae.
AUGCAGGAGGAUUUCGAUUACGAUGCCUAUACUUAUGAAGCUCCUAAGCGGGCUCGCUGGUACACCCGCCUGCUGCCAGCGUGCCUGAGGCAUGGAUGCCUGUCUAAUAAAAGGCAGGCAUUUCCCCUCUACUUAAUCGGGUACGACCCUGUGGGGCAACUGCAAAGGGCGGCCAGCGCGGGUGAUGUGGCUUCAGUGGAGAGAUUCAUCAACGUCCAUGGAUGCCAUGUGAAUGAAUAUGACAGGAGGGACAGAACGUCCCUACAUUAUGCCUGUGCCCACAAUCACCCAGAUGUCGUAAGAUUGUUGUUAUCCUACAGAGCCAAUAUUAACAUCCCUGAUGAUGAAGGCUGUACCCCCUUGAUUAAGGCUACCCAGAGAGACAAUGUGGAGUGUGUUUCUAUAUUACUGACACAGGGAGCUGAUCCCCAUGUGAAUGAUCUCAGUGGGAAUACAGCCCUGCACCAUGCUGUUUGCAGGGGUAACACAACAAUUGUCAGCAAACUGCUUGAAUACAAUGUAGAUAUUGAAGGCAAAACAGAGUAUGGCUUGACACCAUACAAGCUUGCAUUAUAUGAAAACCAACAUGAGAUGGCAGAAUUUUUAAUUCAGAACGGUGCUAAUAUACAUUCGGAGGUUAAGUCAAAGAGAACCACUAGUCCUGAGACAAAACCAGUAACAGGAAUGAUGUGCUUCACUUUAACACUUUCGUCUGUGAUAGUCAUUCUGUUCAAGAUGCCAGUUUCUCUGUCAUACAGUGCUCAAGAAUAUAGGUGUUUUGCACACCAGUUUAUUAAAACACUGAAACAAACUUCACCUCUUGACAAGAUGGACAGAAUAAAGGAGAAGGGCCAGCCCACUUGGAAAUCUGAAGUGAACAUGGGUACUAAACGAGAAACAAGACCUGAGAGGCCUGAAAAGAAAACAUCCCUAAUGGUUGAAAAGAAGAAGGCAGAACAUUUUCCAAAAAUUGCUGAUGAUCAUGAUAUUGCUGUGCCCCAGCCUACUGCCCACAUCGUGCCAACAUAUUCUUCAGGCAGUGGUGAUAGUGUUGAAAUUGUGGCAACUAAAAAACAGGACUUGGGCGCAGCUUGUGACACUGCCCGUGUUCUCCAGCUUCCUUUAGGUGAUGCUCUGGAUGCUAUACAGGAUGCUGACAUAAUUUUGGAUGCUGAAAAUCUAGCUGACUACACCCACUGUACAAUUGCAGGUGAAGAUGAUUAG